This is a messenger RNA of Manduca sexta (tobacco hornworm), 1443 nucleotides long. Its product is annotated as telomere length and silencing protein 1 homolog. Gene Ontology annotation, cellular component: spliceosomal complex. Lineage: Eukaryota; Metazoa; Arthropoda; Insecta; Lepidoptera; Sphingidae. Gene Ontology annotation, biological process: mRNA splicing, via spliceosome. The record is from RefSeq and is a predicted model, not a curated record. The coding region runs from base 251 to 1162 and encodes 303 amino acids. The transcript has 2 exons.
CUCAUUCCAUUCGGACGAGUAAACGAGUGAUAAUUCUCUUUGCGAGUGAUUUACAAACAAAAGUUAUAAUUAUUUGUGUUGCUCUAAAAAUUUAAUUGAGUUGAAUUAAUUAUUAUUGCACUUAACUAUAAUAAAAAUAAAUUAGUGUUUUUAAUACUAAUUUCAUCGGCCAUAUUUUGAUCAACGUUUUUUGUCCCAAGAAUUUUGCAUUUUUCCGACGACAUUCAUACCAUUUCGUUUUCGUUUAACGAUGGCCGACUCGGAUGAAAAUUCAUCUGCUCCAGUCACCGAGAUAAAAUUUAAGCCAGUAAAGAAGAAAAACCUACGGCAGCGUGUAAAACAGGAAGAGUCAGACGAUGAGGAACAGAUAUUAGCUAAACUAGAGGAAACUAAAACUAUGCAGAAACUUCGAGAAAGACCUAAUGGUGUGAGUGUUAUAGCACUUGCGACAGGUCAAAAGCCUACUUUAGACGAGGAAAUAACUUGCAAGGACCCGUUUAAAGUGAAGACUGGCGGCAUGAUCAACAUGCAGUCGCUAAAAAGCGGAAAAAUAAAGCAGGUGGAUGACGCCUACGACACGGGCAUCGGAACACAAUUUUCUGCUGAAACCAACAAACGGGACGAAGAUGAAGAGAUGAUGAAGUACAUCGAAGAGCAGUUAGCUAAGAGAAAAGAAGGGCACAAUAAUGACAAAGGCGACAAUGAACACAAUGAUUCAUUGAAAUACUUGUCGCCUGAGGAAGCUGCUUUGCUAUCCCUACCAGAACAUCUCAGGAUUUCAUCAGCAAAUCGUUCGGAAGAGAUGUUAUCUAACCAGAUGCUCAGUGGCAUCCCUGAAGUAGAUCUUGGUAUAGAUGCAAAAAUUAAAAAUAUUGAAGCAACUGAGGAAGCCAAGAUGAAGCUACUAUGGGAGAGGCAUAAUAAAAAAGAUGCUCCUUCGCAGUUUGUACCCACUAACAUGGCUGUGAACUUUGUCCAACAUAACAGAUUUAAUAUGGAGAAUGAUAGUAAGAAAAGAAAAAUAGAGAAACCAGUUGUGGUGAAGCCUGAGGACAGUGUUAUUGACGAUAGUGUGGAGAAAAUUGUGAAGAAAGCGAAAGGGGAAAGGGCAACAGAUGAUUACCAUUAUGAGAAGUUUAAGAAACAGUUUAGGAGAUAUUGAGUGCAUGUUGUUUGUGACAGUUAUUUCAAAGCCUUGCGUAUGGCUUAUCAAUUCUUUGCAAGUAUUAUGCAAAGUAGACAUUUGAACUUUGAAAAAACUGCUAUCCUAGCUAGAAUUAGAGAUAAGUGAAAAUAAAAAAAUUAAGUGUUGACAUCCACAGGUUGGACUGAAUUACAUAAUAAUAAUAUGUUUCCUUAUUUUAAUUAAGUAAUCUUAACUUUAAAUUUCUCAUUGAGUAUAUAGGAGAUGAUGAAAAUAUAUUUCAUGGUUUUCUGUUUAGA